Molecule: messenger RNA, 684 nt
Organism: Rattus rattus (black rat)
Lineage: Eukaryota; Metazoa; Chordata; Mammalia; Rodentia; Muridae
Product: sensory transduction protein regX3-like
Exons: 1
Coding region: 1-684 (227 amino acids)
Biological process (GO): regulation of DNA-templated transcription; phosphorelay signal transduction system
Cellular component (GO): cytosol; protein-DNA complex
Molecular function (GO): transcription cis-regulatory region binding; DNA-binding transcription activator activity; phosphorelay response regulator activity
Source: RefSeq, a predicted model, not a curated record
AUGAACCACUAUACCCUUUUAAUCGUUGAAGACGACAAUGAUCUGCGCCCUAUUUUGGUAGAACAACUGCAAAUGCAUAAGGAAUUUGAAGUACUUCAAGCAAAAACAGCUGAAGCAGGAAUAGCAAUAACCCAAGAAAAAAAUAUUGAUCUCGCUAUUUUGGAUAUUGAACUAUCUGACCUUGAUGGGCGUAAAGCGGUCAAAAAAUUACGCUCUCAAGAAUUUCGCGCUCCCAUUAUUAUGAUUACAAAUCAUGAUACAGACUGCGAUACCCUUUUAGAUCUUGAAUCAGGUGCCAACGAUUAUGUAGUAAAACCCUUUCGCUUUGCAGUGUUAUUGGCACGGAUUCGUGCCCAAUUACGCCAAUAUGAACAAAAUGAUGAUGCAAUUUUUUACAUCAGUUCCUAUAGUUUUAAACCCGGACAAAAACUCCUCAUUGAUCAACAUAACAAUAAAACGCGUCUCACAGAAAAAGAAGCAGCAAUUCUUAAAUAUCUCUAUCACACUAAUAAUCAGAUCGUAAGCCGCGAAACACUAUUAGAACAAAUUUGGGGUUACAAUGAAAACAUUGUUACCCAUACCUUAGAAACGCAUAUUUAUCGUUUACGACAAAAAAUUGAAAAAGAUCCCUCCAAUGCACAAAUUCUCAUUACCGAUCAAAAUGGCUAUCGCUUAAACCUUUAA